Thrips palmi is the source of this 1442-nucleotide messenger RNA. Its product is annotated as beta-lactamase-like protein 2 homolog. The transcript is spliced from 7 exons. NCBI's taxonomy places the organism in Eukaryota, Metazoa, Arthropoda, Insecta, Thysanoptera, Thripidae. Bases 291 to 1148 code for a protein of 285 amino acids. Gene Ontology annotation, cellular component: mitochondrial matrix. The record is from RefSeq and is a predicted model, not a curated record. Gene Ontology annotation, molecular function: RNA endonuclease activity; single-stranded RNA binding.
UGAUUAAGAUUCAUAAGUACUAAAUUUUUACGGGGUUGGUUCUCCCGGAAAUCAAACAACAAACGCUACAGCGCCACCGUGCGGUAAAAAUGUGAAGCUGUUUGAAUGAGAAGUGUAGCAGACGAUGUUUGAAGGUUAGGUGCUGCUGUACUCAACGCACCUUGAACCCGCCUGAUUCUUAUCAAGCCUCGUCGUGCACACAGACCCUCUGAACCAUCACGAGAGAGAAAGAGAAAGAAAGACAAAGAACAUUUUUUCCCACCUGCAUUGGUGAUAUUCACUCAUUCGCAAUGGCCAGAGCUGUCAUUCCACCCAUUUCACGACUGUGUGAAGGAGUUAUUCGUAUUCUGGGAAUGAAUCCAGGAAUGAUGGAAUUACAAGGAACUAACACUUACCUCUUAGGAAGUGGAAAAAGACGGAUCCUCCUUGAUGCGGGGGAUGAAAAUAAACCUGAAUAUAUUCAGAAUCUGCAGAAAGUAUUGAAGGAAGAAGAUGUUGAUUUGGAACAUAUCAUCAUCACUCACUGGCACCAUGAUCACAUUGGAGGCGUCAAAGAAGUCUUGAAGCAUGUUAAUGCAGAUGUUUCUGUGUGGAAGUAUCCUCGAACUGAUGGCGAUGAGCAAGAAGGGAUCCCAUUAAAAUUUUUAAAAGAUGGCCAUGAGUUUAAGACUGAAAAUGCUACCUUCAAGGUCUGCCAUACACCUGGGCACACCACAGACCACAUAGUACUUUUUUCGCCUACCACUGGCCAAAUGUUCAGUGGAGAUAAUGUCUUAGGUGAAGGUACUGCUGUAUUUGAGGAUUUAUAUGAAUACAUGAGGUCCUUAAGCCUUAUGGUUGGUAUGAAGCCAACUGUGAUCUUCCCUGGACAUGGUCCAGUUGUUGAAGAUCCAGUGAAGAAAAUAACAUAUUACAUUGACCAUAGAAAUGCUCGUGAAGCUCAAGUUUUAAAAGUUCUUUGUGACAAUCCUGAUAAAAUAUUCAGCGCUUUAGAGAUAGUCAAGAUUAUUUAUGUGGAUGUGAAUGAAAAUCUCCACUAUGCAGCUUCUAUAAAUGUAACCCACCACCUGGAGAAACUUGUGAAGGAAGGUAAAGUAAUAUCAUCAGGAGAUGGUUGGCAGUAUCGUAAAUUGGAAUCGAGCUUGUAAGAUAAACCAAUGUUGGUGUGUAGUAAAUCACAGUGCUUUUGAGAUUCCUUUCAAAUUUCCAUUUUUAAAAGAUAAGUUGUUAGAUUUGGUAUAUAUUUUAUCAUAAUUUUACUCAGUUUUAUAAAUAUUUUUCUAUUUAUGGUGUCGGGUGAGAAAGAUGUAUUUUUUCUAUGUCACAUCUGUGAAAGUUGGGUGGUGAGGUUCAAGGCAAUGCUAAGCAACUGGACAGAUGUUUGUCAAUAUGUUAACAUGAAUUUAUUUCUAUGCUGUACAUUAAUACACAAGUUUCAGCUA